Hevea brasiliensis (rubber tree) is the source of this 1434-nucleotide messenger RNA. Its product is annotated as ALA-interacting subunit 3. Gene Ontology annotation, cellular component: endoplasmic reticulum; Golgi apparatus; plasma membrane. Lineage: Eukaryota; Viridiplantae; Streptophyta; Magnoliopsida; Malpighiales; Euphorbiaceae. The coding region runs from base 233 to 1276 and encodes 347 amino acids. The record is from RefSeq and is a predicted model, not a curated record. The transcript is spliced from 8 exons.
AAGUUGAGUCCUUGCAUAAGAGGGCGUUUGCUCGCCUGACUGCUGCCUGCGCUCUGCUCUUUCCCAAGUCAAGCCAACAAUUUCAUCUCCCUCUCUUACUACAAAUAUAUUUCUUGUCCUUCUGUCUUCAAAUCUCUCAAUCUCUUCUUCUUCUUUCUCAUAGUGAUCUCCGCCUUCUUUCUCUUUGUUUUUUCUUUCCUGUUUAGAGAAGAGAACUUGGUUCCUCCAUCCGAUGAGUAAUAAUGCGGCGUCGUCUAGCGCAGGAGCUAAUGGAUCAGCUCAUUCUGCUGCUCCUAGGGGAAAUUCAAAGCGACCCAAAUAUUCAAAGUUUACCCAACAAGAACUUCCAGCUUGUAAACCAAUUCUCACGCCACGAUGGGUGAUUUCUGCAUUUAUGCUUGUUAGCAUUAUCUUCAUUCCUAUUGGAGUUGUUUCCUUGUUUGCUUCCCGAGAUGUUGUUGAAAUUGUUGACCGCUAUGACACUGAAUGCAUUCCUGAACAAAAUAGAACCGAUAAGGUUGGAUAUAUUCGAAGUUCUGCUAAUACAACAUGCAACAGGACAUUAAAAGUGACUAAGCACAUGAAGCAGCCUAUUUAUGUGUAUUAUCAGCUUGACAACUUUUACCAGAAUCAUCGCAGGUAUGUGAAGAGCCGAAGCGAUGAGCAACUGAGAAGUCCUAGUGGCGAGAAUGAAACCAGUACUUGUAAGCCUGAAGAUACGAAUGGGGCUGCAAUUGUACCAUGUGGUCUAAUAGCCUGGAGUUUGUUUAAUGAUACUUAUAGUUUCUCCCGCAACAACGAGCAGUUGCAUGUGAAUAAAAAGGGUAUCUCAUGGAAAAGUGAUAGGGACCACAAAUUUGGCAAAGAUGUCUUUCCAAAGAACUUUCAGAAUGGAAGUCUUAUUGGUGGUGCAAGUCUCAAUGCAUCAAUACCAUUAAGUGAGCAGGAGGACCUCAUUGUUUGGAUGCGAACUGCAGCUCUGCCAACUUUUAGAAAGUUGUAUGGGAAGAUACAGAAGGAUCUACAGCCCGAUGAUGAGAUACAUGUAAUACUUCAGAACAACUAUAAUACAUACAGCUUCAAUGGCAAGAAAAAGCUAGUGCUUUCAACCACAAGCUGGCUUGGUGGAAAGAACGACUUUCUUGGUAUUGCUUAUCUCACUGUUGGGGGACUCUGCUUCUUUUUGGCAAUGUGUUUCACUGUUGUAUAUCUCGUCAAGCCUAGGCUGGGAGAUCCCUCUUAUUUAUCAUGGAACAGAACUCCUGGAGGCCACUGAAAAUUUUCUUUGGAAUCUCACUUAUGGUUGAAGUAAUUUUGUGUAUAAAAUGUUUGAGAUAUAGUCUUAGCUUGAAAGUAAUUCAUUCAUGUUUGAAAUUUUAUUUCAUACAGGUGAAAAUAUUGUUGUACUUGAGCAAUGGAAUGACAUUUAGCUAA